AUGUACGAGAAGAUCCAUCAAGUAACCAGCGCGGCCCCGCAAAUCGAGAGUGUCCUCGCCACAACCUCACGCACUCCGUUUACUAGUGCUCUGACCAGCGUCCAACUCAGAAAAAUAGAAAACCUGCGCCUACCCGAGUACAAACCCGGCGGAGACCCGGUGGAACACAUGACAGCUUUCAACAUUGCGAUGGCACGGGCUCGACUCCCAGAAGAAGAAAGGGACGCAGGCUACUGCCAACUGUUCUUCGAAACUCUCCACGAGCAAGCCCUAACCUGGUUUUCCCAGUUAGAAGAAAACUCCAUCGGAAGUUUCCGCGACUUGUCGGCAACCUUUCUCAAGACUUACAUUAUGUUCACCAAGCGCAGCGCUACUGCCUCUAGCUUGUGGAACCUCAACCAAACCAAAGACCAGAGUCUUCGCGACUACAUGGAGAAGUUCAAAACCGUAGUCUCAAGGAUUGACAUUCCAGACGGUAUCGCCAUUGACGCCUUGCGGAACACGUUGUGGGUUCGUUCUAAAUUCCGAGAGGAUUUAUACCAAAACCCAACUACGUCGCUCCAGGAUACUAUCGCGCGAUCUGACAACUUCAUCCGAAUGGAAGAAGAUACUAACGCCAUUCUCAGCAAGAUGAACGCACCCAAAGCGCCAGCGGCUAAAAACGCCAACACGCGACAAAAACCGCACCAGCAUGCUCCAACCGACAAAAACGGUUGCAAAGACGGAUACUGA
Messenger RNA from Brassica oleracea var. oleracea, 732 nucleotides. RefSeq lists its product as uncharacterized. Lineage: Eukaryota; Viridiplantae; Streptophyta; Magnoliopsida; Brassicales; Brassicaceae. Bases 1 to 732 code for a protein of 243 amino acids. The record is from RefSeq and is a predicted model, not a curated record. The transcript has a single exon.